UUAAAAAAAAAAAGGAUAAACCAGAGGGAGGGAGGGAGGAAGGGAGGAUCUAGGGUUUUCCCGGACUUUAUCUUCGGUCCAUUUUUCUCCUCCUCUCGACGACGUCACACACACUGUCCACUCGCCUCGCCGAGGUGCUUUCUUGCUAACCAAAUGACGGCGAAUUAAUUGGCAAUCGGAUUCCUUUUCGUUUUUCUAAACAUUUUCCGGAAGUUACCGAUUCGAUUUCUAAAACGCGGUUCAAUCAAUCUUAUUAGAUACAUAUAUAUAUCUGAGAAUCGGAAGCAACAUUAGUAUUGUGAUUUUGAUUUGUUAAUAUGGGAGGAUCGCAGAAAUCAAAAAGGGUUUCCUGGGCUUCCGAUGUCAAUCUUCGUCAGGUGAGGCUAUUUUUGUCGGAGGAAUCACCUUCACAAGUUGGGACAGGAAUUCAAGAUCAUCUUCAGGCAAAGACAUUAUUGCCUGGACAGCCGGGCGGAGCAGGGUCAGAUGAAAAUUUGCCUCCAGGCUUUGAAGAAAUCCAGCCUGCGAAUCCAUGGGCGGCAAAGCUAUCCCAAAUACCCGUAAUAAAAUGGAAAAGUCCUCCGAGAUUCGAAAUAAACAGUGAUUGGCAUGUAGUUGCUGGGGAAGAAAGCGAAGAAACAGAAACCCAAAAUCAACGAGAAAUAGUCGCCUUGGAAGCCAUUUACCCACGCUCGACUUCCAUCCCUCCAAACCCCUCCGUCUCUGACGACGCCGAAGACUCGACCAUGAACGAGCAGUUCCCCCCUCUGGUCCCCAUCACCGCCGUCGAAGACGAGGACGCAGCAAUAGAUUCAGAUACCCCGCCUGCUGGAGUCGAGCCGGGAGUUGUGGCAGCCGCGGAAGCCGCCCUGUCUUCCUACAUGUCGAGAGGCGAUCAGAGCAACAAUCUGAUCGACCGUGACUUGCUGAUCAAAAUCCUGAGCGACCCCAAAAUGAUCGGGCAACUCGUUGCGAACCAAGCUGCCGCCACAUCAUCAACCACCCUGCCGCCACUGCCGCCGCCGCCCUCCUCCAGCUUCCACGCCGCGCCGGCCAUCGGAACCUCCACAAUGCAGCAGCACAUGGUGCCAGGAUCCCGGCAUUCGCCGUCCCCGACGACAAGUAUCCUCUGCCCGCCGACCACCAGCGCCCCGUAUGGUCCCAACACCCGGAAUCCAGCCAGGCCUCCGGUGACGGGACCUUUUUAUCCUCCAAUCCAUCCCGGGACCGUCUCCAACGUCAGGGCUUCUUCGUCGGAUGCUGUCGCUGCAGCCUCGAGGGACAUCAACUACUACAAAAGCUUGAUUCAGCAGCACGGGAGCACCCAGCCCCUGCCCGUUACGACGACGAGUCAAGAAAUUAAAAUGAGGGAGCCAAAGCCGAAGAUGUCGAAGCCUUGCAUCUAUUUCAACACCCCGAGGGGCUGCCGGAACGGCGCCAACUGCACAUACCUACACGAAACGACUGCUGCCGUUUCGGCGGCGCCGGCGCCGCCGCAGCAGAGGGUGAGUGGCGAAGUUCAGAGUGCAAAGAGAGUGAAAACGGAUAUAUAGAGUUUAUAUGCUCAUCUCCAUCUUCAUCUACUGUGUAGUAUUAUUGUUAUUAUUAUUAUUAUUAUUAUUAUUAUUAUUAUACAUUUUGUCAAGAGUGAUAACUGAUACUUAAAAGGGUUUUCGCACAGAUGAGAUGAGAUGAAAAAUUGAUUAUAUAUUUUGGGAUC
This is a messenger RNA of Andrographis paniculata, 1720 nucleotides long. Its product is annotated as zinc finger CCCH domain-containing protein 6-like. The transcript is spliced from 4 exons. The record is from RefSeq and is a predicted model, not a curated record. Gene Ontology annotation, molecular function: metal ion binding. Lineage: Eukaryota; Viridiplantae; Streptophyta; Magnoliopsida; Lamiales; Acanthaceae. The coding region runs from base 318 to 1553 and encodes 411 amino acids.